Molecule: messenger RNA, 1062 nt
Organism: Stegostoma tigrinum
Lineage: Eukaryota; Metazoa; Chordata; Chondrichthyes; Orectolobiformes; Stegostomatidae
Product: single-pass membrane and coiled-coil domain-containing protein 1-like
Exons: 4
Coding region: 203-934 (243 amino acids)
Source: RefSeq, a predicted model, not a curated record
CUUUUGGUCAACACCAGGCUCAGGUUUCCGAGCAGCUAAUGCAAUAACACAGCCCUCUCCCACCCACCUGCAGCGUGAAGUUCCCAUGAUCGACUACUAGCACUUUGAUGAAAUUAUGGUCUAUUAAACUACUCCACUGGCCCACUGCCUCCAGGUGACACAAUGUGGCGCGCCUGUAAUACGCUGGCAAGGCUGACUGAGAAUGAACAGGCGGCCCGGGAAAUCAGAGAGGCGGCGGGUCAACGCGGAGGAGCAAACGGGCAAAGCCGAGCGGCGAGAGUUGAAGGCUUCCUCGCAGAAGGUGUCCACGGAGCUUCUCAGGCACAGGAUUGUCAGAUUGGAGAAGAGGAUAGAGGAAUUGAAGGCUGAAUAUCAGAAACUCGAUCAGGAUGCAAAAGAACUCAUUCAAUCAUUUGAACCAGACUGUGAAAGCAUUGCAAAGGAAGCCGACGAAGAUGAGCUCUGGUCAUCACUCUUGGAAGACAGGCUCACACAUGUGGAAGUCAACAUAUUCUUCAGUUAUGUUGUUGACAUUCUUCAGUCUUUGCAUCUUCGUGUGUUGGAGAAACAGCCAGGUCUUGCAAGCUUUCUGCCCACGCUGUCUUCUAUCUUGAGGAGGAAAAUUUGGGAUAUGGACCUUGAGGCUACAUGGACAAGUGUGCUCCCAGAAUUUGGUCUGAAUGAAUCUGAUACAAAGGCUCUGUGUGCAUUCUUUGUGACCCACUGUAAAGAUGCUGAGUAUUACCCAUUAAUGGAAAGAAGAAGGCACAACCUAAACAUCAAAGAAGUUUUAGACAGAGCUGUGCCUAGCCGCAUUCUACAUCAUUGUCUGUUCCAUCUUGUGCAGUUAGCAGAGAAAGAAAGUAGUAUGAUGACAACUGAGCAACACCAAGUCAAUAAUGCAAGCACACGAAGGAGACCAAGACCCAAGUGAAGAGCAGGAUAUAGACAGAACGCAAACCUCCAGGUCUGGAGAUUAACCUCAUCCUUCCACAAUGUAACAUUCUUUGCUUUGAGUUAAUAAAAUCACGCCACUAAUUUUUUGCCAAAUAGGCACGCCAA